This is a messenger RNA of Kogia breviceps (pygmy sperm whale), 1497 nucleotides long. RefSeq names its product ACD shelterin complex subunit and telomerase recruitment factor (gene ACD). Gene Ontology annotation, molecular function: telomeric repeat DNA binding. The record is from RefSeq and is a predicted model, not a curated record. Lineage: Eukaryota; Metazoa; Chordata; Mammalia; Artiodactyla; Physeteridae. Gene Ontology annotation, biological process: protein localization to chromosome, telomeric region; negative regulation of telomere maintenance via telomerase; telomere capping. Gene Ontology annotation, cellular component: telomerase holoenzyme complex; chromosome, telomeric region; shelterin complex.
GGGCCGCAGCGCCCGCGGGAAACGCGGGCCGGGGUUGUUCGUCUGGCUACCGCGGCGGGAAUGGCAGGCCUGGGGAGUCUGGUCCUGCGGCCUUGGAUUCGAGAGCUGGUUCUAGGGUCAGAGGCACUCUCAAGCCCGCGGGCGGGGCAGCUGCUCAAGGUACUGCAGGAGGGCGAGGCCCCGGGCCCGUCCCGCGCUCCCGACACGUUUGAAGGGGCCACGCUACUUGUGUCCGACGGGACCCACAGUAUCCGAUGCUUGGUGACGCGGGAGGCUUUGAACGCCUCGGACUGGGAGGAGAAGGAGUUCGGCUUUCGAGGGGCAGAAGGCCGGCUGCUGCUACUGCAAAACUGCGAUGCCCGCGUCCAAGUCGCCGAGGGAGGCGCGCCCUCGGAGUUCUACCUCCAGGUGGACCGCUUCAGCCUCCUGCCCACGGAGCAGCCCCGGGAACGGGUGACUGGUUGCAACCAGGACCCGGAUGUGCGGAAAAAGCUCUAUGACUGCUUGGAGGAGCACCUUUCAGAGUCCACCUCCCCCAGUGCAGGCCUUUCACUGUCCCAACUUCUGGAUGAGGUAGAGGAGGACCAGGAGCAUCGGGGGGCGCUAGUGAGCCUGGCUGAGAGCUGUCUGAUGCUGGCAGGCCCUUGCACAGCACCCCCCCUCACCCGCUGGGCGGCCUCACGCUGCAGAGCCACGGGAGAAGCUGUGUACUCUGUCCCCAGCCUAUGGCUGCACAUCUCUGAGAAUGACCAGCAAAUCCUGAGCUCUCUGGGCCCAGGUCAGAGGUCACAGGGCCCUGAGCUACCCCCACCACACCCGGCUCUACAGGACCUGUCGCUGACUCUCAUCUCCUCUCCUCCUUCCUCACCCAGUUCCUCAGGAACCCCUGCCCUACCCAGCCACAUGCUGUCAGAGGAAAGUGGUGCCAGUAUCAGCCUUCUGCCUGCCUUGCCCUUGGCUGCUCCAGACCCAGCGCAGAAGGGCAGCUUCCAGCCCCUGUCAGCCAUCUGCUCAGCCCAUGGCCCCCUGCCCCCCAGUUCCCCACACCCCAGCCAUGUACCCAGCUCCCCAGCCCUGAGCUGCACCCCAAGUCUGUCACCCCUUGGCCAUGUCCCCACUCUACACCAGGCCCAUGUAACCAUGGCCCAGAGACGUAGUCUGGAGUUCAAGGAGCUAGGGUUACCCCCCAAGACCUGGCAGCACUCUCCAAGGACAAGAACCACCAAGGGAGCCCUGGAGUCCAGCCCUGUCUGGGACCCCACAAAGAGGCAUCGUGACGGUUCUGCCUUCCAAUAUGAGUAUGAGCCACCCUGCCCCUCCCUGUGUGCCCAGGUCCAAGCUGCCAGGCUCCCUCCCCAGCUUGUGGCCUGGGCCUUGCACUUUCUGAUGGAGCCACAGCCGGAGGCUGAACUAACCCAGGUGUGAGGGGUCAUGUGAGCACAUGGGAGGAUGUGUGCACAGGUCCGUGCCUGGGGGUGGAUAAACAGGGUUUCACAC